AUGACUACAUUAUCGUUAUGCUGGAUUGGCGACGCACCAGUGAAUGUAUGCUGCAGAGCGUCAACUAGGUGCUCCAAUCAUCCGAGAUUGAUUGAGUUAAAAGUAGGACAACAAGAGAUCACAAUUGGUCGUCGUAACGCCUCAAAUCGGCCUCACUACCAUAUUGAAAGCAACUUCAACAGGCUUAUGAUUUCACGCAAUCAUGCCACCGUUAAACGAUUGUCAGAUGGCCGAUUCAUGUUGUACGAUCACAGCCUGAACGGAACUUUCGUCAACUACACUCGAGUUCAUGCUUGUGUUAUUCUGAAACAUGGAGACAUUAUUUGCUUCGGGCACCUUAGUGGUGCUACUAUACCGCCCGGACAGACAGUCGAUGAAUUCCAAUCUGACCUAAAGUACCGAGUGCGAAUUACUUUAUGCAAGGCAAUGGACAUUUCCACAACCACAGUAGGUAAGUUCGAUCCUGAACGAAUGACCUCCAAUAUGUGUGGAGAGGGAAGCAGAGGAAAGCGUAGUCACGAAUGCAGAAGAGCAGGUGCGGUCGAUUCGGGGACUGUGGACAGCCAAAUUCAAGGUGGCAGGGAUGCAGUAGUGAGCAUAAUGAGCAAGUCAGAAGACUGCGUUGAGGAGUUGAUUGACCAUGUAUGGAGGCAAAUGUGUAUCACUUCUUGGGGAGGGCACGAGACCAAGACAUCUCCAUCUUGCAUGUGCAAAGAGGGAGACGAUGAUGAAGUCGACUGGGAUGUGGAGGAUAUCGGGAAGGAUGCGGCAAACGACGCGAAGGCGAGUGAAGAACAGUGUUUGGUUUAUACCUGCAAAAAGUGCGUCAGUGCGGCUGCUGAUUGGAAGAUGUCAGCGGGCGAAGAAUUCCAAGUGGUGCCACCGGACCUACUUGUAUUGAACACCACUGCACCUAUCAUUGUUGGUAUUUGCCGAACAAAGCUGCGCAAAUUCGCAAUAGCCGGAGUGCUCUCUACCUGGAUCAAGUAA
Messenger RNA from Echinococcus granulosus, 990 nucleotides. RefSeq lists its product as hypothetical. The transcript is spliced from 3 exons. Bases 1 to 990 code for a protein of 329 amino acids. Lineage: Eukaryota; Metazoa; Platyhelminthes; Cestoda; Cyclophyllidea; Taeniidae. Gene Ontology annotation, molecular function: protein binding. The record is from RefSeq and is a predicted model, not a curated record.